Messenger RNA from Racocetra fulgida, 267 nucleotides. The record is from the annotation of a GenBank genome assembly. Lineage: Eukaryota; Fungi; Glomeromycota; Glomeromycetes; Diversisporales; Gigasporaceae.
UCAAAAGAAUUAAUUAUGAGUUGGCCUUCAAGUGUAAUUUCUUCCAACUGGGGAACCACAACUGCUAUGGCGGCAAACGGCGAAAACUUUGUCGUAUUCGGAGACAACACCUGGGAAGUUAAACCAAAUGGCGAUUACACUCAAAUUAAAUCAGAUUGGCCAAAGACUGUAGCAGCAACUACUAAUGGCAACUUCAUUUACGCUAUUCGUCCUGAAGGAUACAUUUACAAUAUUAGAACCACGUCUUACACCGAUGUUUUCAAAUGA